This is a messenger RNA of Rosa rugosa (rugosa rose), 642 nucleotides long. RefSeq lists its product as uncharacterized. The record is from RefSeq and is a predicted model, not a curated record. The transcript is spliced from 2 exons. Lineage: Eukaryota; Viridiplantae; Streptophyta; Magnoliopsida; Rosales; Rosaceae. Bases 93 to 542 code for a protein of 149 amino acids.
CAACUAUUCUGCUCCUAAUUUUUCUAUAAGUAAUCACAAGGUUUCAUAUUGUUCAAAUAUCGAAGGAAGCCUUCUUGCAUAGCAUUGUAGACAUGAACUCCCUUUGUUCCAUCUUAGCUGUUCUCUCAUUUGUUUUGUUCACUACAACUAUAGAAUCAUCAAGAAUAGUUGCAGGUGGCUACAAGGAAAAUGCUAUUGAAAGGCAGCCCAUGCCACAAAACUUAUGGCAACUCAUGAAAGAACAACUUGACAUUGAUAAUGUUGAUCUUUCUGAUGAUAUAGAUGAGAAACCUGACUGCCAUGAUCUGAAACCUCGCAUUGAGUUUGAUAUGGUUGAGUUAAAAUGGAAUAAAUACAAUGAUGGUGAAGUAGUAAAAUCCAGUACUCUUGAAGACAAGUCUGAUUCUGUUAAGGAAAUAGGUUACAUGCGCCCAAACAAUAAUGGUCAUGAAGAAAUGCAGCCAUUUGAAGCCGAAGCCAACAUGAAUGCAUCUGAUGAAGACUUUGAAUCAAGGCUAUAUACUUCUGUUUAUAAUAACUGAGGGAAACAAGAGGGGUGAAAUAUUGGGGGCAAUUGAUCUGGUGCUUUUUGAUUAAGUCGAAGUUUUUAUAACUAUAAGAUCUAUGUGGUUUGAUGUUUUA